AGAAAGAGAAAGAGAAAGAAAGGAUAAAGGGGAGAGAAAAUGGAGAAAAGUAAAAAGAAAGAAAAAGAAAAAAGAAAAGAAAAAGUUUUGAUUGCACUCAGAGAGAGACGGAGAGAGCGGGUAGCAGCCCCCCCCUCCCGGAGUGAGUUAGGGAGGCGUAGCCCGGGGAGGCUGAAAGAAAGGGUUGGCACGCUGCUGCGAGCAAGGACAGCUGUACUCUUCUAUGGACACCGUCAGGAUGUGACAUCACUAACGCGGAGAGAGAAAAGCCCCGAAGUUUCUUUAAUGAAAACUCCUCCAGCCAAGGUUCCUUGCGUGGGAUCUUUCAUUGCAGCGCUCUUGAUAAGCCGCGGGCACUUUUAAGGAGGGCGGCAGGAAUCCUUCUCUUCUCCUUGGCUCCAGAGGGAGCAACUUUUAUUCGGCUCGGCUGCGCAGGAGGCGGAACCAUCCAGAUUAUUAUUUCUUUAAUUUUAAUUUUUGCCCGUUGGGAAGACUGGUCCUCCUUGUCACCACCCUGGCUGGUUCCAGCCCAGAAUGGCUUUGUGCCUUAAGCAAGUUUUCAACAAAGACAAAACCUUCCGCCCCCGGAAGAAAUUUGAGCCAGGGACCCAGCGUUUUGAGCUGCACAAGAAAGCUCAAGCCUCUCUGAAAUCGGGACUUGACCUGAAAGCUGUGGUCCAGCUUCCCCCAGGGGAGAACAUCAACGACUGGAUCGCGGUGCACCUUGUGGACUUCUUCAACAGGAUAAAUCUCAUCUAUGGGACCAUGUCAGAAUUCUGUACUGAGAAGAGCUGCCCCAUCAUGUCGGGUGGCCUCAAGUAUGAGUACCGGUGGCAGGAUGACUACCGCUACAAGAGGCCCACCAAGCUGUCGGCGCCCCAGUAUAUGUGCAUGCUGAUGGAAUGGAUCGAGACCUUAAUUAAUAACGAGGACAUAUUUCCUACCAGGAUAGGUGUUCCUUUCCCCAAGAACUUCCAGCAGGUCUGCACCAAGAUCCUCACCCGUCUCUUCAGAGUCUUUGUCCAUGUCUACAUCCACCAUUUUGACAGCAUCAUCAGCAUGGGUGCCGAAGCUCACGUCAACACCUGCUACAAGCACUUUUACUACUUUAUCAGCGAGUUCAGUUUGGUCGACCAAAGGGAAUUAGAGCCUCUGAAAGAAAUGACAGAAAGGAUUUGCCAUUAAGAUCAUUCGGGCAUCAUUUGAACGGACAAGCUGUCCUCAUGAGGGCCUCACACGGUGAUCUGAACGACUACUGCUGGGAAUAUGAGGAACUUUGUGUUCCAGGGACUGAAACAUUUGGAAAUAGUGGACCCCAGUAGGGCCAGUAGAUAUACAGUAUGGACCUAAUAACAGUAUGUUCCUGUCUCUUGUACUCUGCCCUAGUGGCUGGAGCUGUGUGUCAUUUUGGUUUCAUUUUGUCCUCCAGACCAGAGACCCACCUCCUCCUAAGUUGUUUCACACUUUUUUGAAGUGCAAAGGGGGAAAUAACCUGAGAAUUCCUCCACCGAGAACCGAAGAAAAAUGAUGAAUUUAUUCCACAUAGAAGACUACGUUCAUCCCCUUUAGUCUAUCAAAGUGAAGAAGGUUCACAAGGAACAUGCCCUGCCUUGUACCGCAUUGGGGGGAAAUGGUUCACUAUCACCCUACCCUCCUCCAUUAUUAUUUUUAAUGAGCUACUGAUUAUUCCUCUCUCUAUAUGCUUUCGUCAGGAGAACCAGAGAUGCUAGGAAGAUACCAGACUACUGGGAAUGCUGGAUUGGAAGAACAUCCCCCCCUCCCCAGUAAGAUGUCAUUCGUAGAAAUUAAUAGUACAGUGGAACCUCGGGUUAUGUACCGUCCUCCUUACGAACGUUUCGGGUAACGAGCUCCGCUAUCCUGGAAGUAGGUGUUCUGGGUAGCGAACUUUGCCCCGGGAUGCGAGCGGAAGUCGUGCGCCAGCAAGAGGCUCCAUUAGCGAAAGCGCGCCUCAGGAUAAGAACGGUUUCGGGUUAAGAAUGGACCUCCGGAACGAAUUAAGUUUGUAAACGGAGGUACCACUGUAAUAGAACUGGGUGGAAUGAAACAACAAUUUGCUUCAGUUUUUCCUUAGCUUUCAGAGCAUCCACACAACAGCCCACAUGUAAAUAUUUGCAGUCCAGUACAUCAAAAACAGAGGGACGCAGGUGGCGCUGUGGUUAAACCACUGAGCCUAGGGCUUGCUGAUCAGAAGGUCGGCGGUUCGAAUCCCUGUGACGGGGUGAACUCCCGUUACUUGGUCCCAGCUCCUAGCAGUUCGAAAGCACAUCAAAAUGCAAGUAGAUAAAUAGGAACCGCUACAGUGGGAAGGUAAACGGCGUUUCCAUGUGCUGCUCUGGUUCUCCAGAAGCGGCUUUGUCAUGCUGGCCACAUGACCUGGAAGCUAUACGCCGGCUCCCUCGGCCAAUAAUGCGAGAUGAGCGCGCAACCCCAGAGUCGGUCACAACUGGACCUAAUGGUCAGGGGUCCCUUUACCUUUACCUUUUACAUCAAAAACAGAAGGCAGGAGCAUCCCAGUAGGGUGCCAGCAGAAUACAUAUUUUCAGGUUGCACAAGUAAAUGAGCCAAUGUGUGUGCCAAGGGGGAAGCACAAGCCCUACAAAGACUGAUACCAAUCCCAGAAAUGGGAUCAGUGCCAUAAAACAAUCAACAGUUGCUAAAGAGAAUUGAAGUUAUGGAACAUGCAGAUCUUGUACUUUUGAGGAGCUUUGAUGCAUUUUUUUAAAACUAUAGAAAAUACUAUAGAAAA
This is a messenger RNA of Zootoca vivipara (common lizard), 2767 nucleotides long. RefSeq names its product MOB kinase activator 3C (gene MOB3C). NCBI's taxonomy places the organism in Eukaryota, Metazoa, Chordata, Lepidosauria, Squamata, Lacertidae. The record is from RefSeq and is a predicted model, not a curated record.